GACACCUGUAACCUUUAUCGUUGCUGCAGUGUAGCUAAACAUAUACAGUUAAAAGCACUUGACUGCAGCUUGGAUGAGUCACUUACGUGCUUAUGCCCAGCCUUGUUACAGUCAACCAAUAGAAUUUAGAGAUAUGAAAAAGGAUGUUCAUUCUGCUGUGCUGCUUGUUGAACCACAUGGUCACACACCAUCCCAGCACAAAGUGGUCAAACAGGCAGACACAGCGAUGGGGCUGCAACUCAUUCUUAUAUCUACAUGGGUAGCGGAAUUGUCAUGCCAGACAGGGCAGAAUGUUUCUUCCGAUUCUCCUACUUUUCACCCUGCAAACAUUUAUGCAAAACCAACCAAUGUAAGUGAAGGGCAGAAUGUGACUAUAAAAUGCAGCCUUCUCGGUGUAACAUCCUCCACUCCACACAAGGAUAUAAAUAUGUACCUUUGCAAAGAUGGAAUUGGAGUGUGUAUGGAACUACUGAGUAGCAAGAAAGAUGCUACAUUUAUCUUCCCUGAUGUUACACAACAAGAUUCGGGCAGCUACAGCUGUGUCUAUUCAGACAGAAAAGUCAACGCUGGUGAGGUGAGAGCAACAGGCGCAAAUACUGUAUUCAUCCAGGUCCAUCAGAUCCAGGUCCAUUCUCAGCCAGAGUCAGCUCCAUGGCCUUUAUUCAAGUUCAUUCUCUUCUUGAUUGCUGGUCUGUUAGCAUGGGUAUCGUCACUGGGCAUGUGCUACAUUUGCUGUAGAAUAUCACGUAGAAAGCGUCCCAAGGAAAGACCGCCAGUAAGAUCUCCUUCCAGUGAUGAUGUAUUUGGAGUGUACUGUGAAAUCGAAUGUGUUCCACCCAACACAGAACCAAAUUCUGAACUCAUUGACAGCAGUGCUCUUUAUUCUACGUCUUACAGAGAACAUCGUCAAGCACAAGCUGAACUGAAUGACGUAUAUGCUAAAGUCACAAAGAGUCACAGAUGAAGUCACUGAUGAAUUAUAAACUGGAUUGAAUUUUGCUGUUUUUACUGUGAAACGAGAUGGUCAAUUCUUGAAAUGUACUCUUGUGCAUA
This is a messenger RNA of Alosa sapidissima (American shad), 1053 nucleotides long. RefSeq lists its product as uncharacterized. Bases 74 to 964 code for a protein of 296 amino acids. The transcript is spliced from 9 exons. The record is from RefSeq and is a predicted model, not a curated record. NCBI's taxonomy places the organism in Eukaryota, Metazoa, Chordata, Actinopteri, Clupeiformes, Clupeidae.